Lactuca virosa is the source of this 2945-nucleotide messenger RNA. The record is from the annotation of a GenBank genome assembly. Lineage: Eukaryota; Viridiplantae; Streptophyta; Magnoliopsida; Asterales; Asteraceae.
AAAUGAAAUCUCUUCAAGAACCUAAAAAGCAACAAUCUUUGUAGAUUUUAGUAAAGAAAGAGAGCGACUUGGGCAAGUAAAGCAUCUUUCAAUGAUAUUUGCAUCUUGAUUUGGUUGAGUGGAAGAAGGAAUUAUCAGCGGUGGACGCUGGUGGUGGAAAUGGCUACCAAGGAGGUUGUGUAUGCUUUAAAAGAUGAUGAUUAAACAAGAGUUACAGAAGCAAUUAGGAUGCAUGAAUGGAAUCUUUCAGCUGUUUGACCGGCGUUACCUCCUUGGCCAACGCCGCCGCCACAACCAGAAGAGGCUACCUCCACCUUCAGGUCAAAGUGGCAAUGGUGACAAAGACUUUAGCAAGCCUUCAGAGCAAACCAAGGAAAAAAACUCCAAGGUAGCCAUGAAAGAGAAGCAGAGAGUCUCUGUUGAAUUACCAAGAAACUCGGUGUCUUCUUCUACUUCAUCUAACGCUUUGUCAUCUUUAGAUUGUUGUAAAAGAGUUCAAACAGAACAAUCGUCGUCUUGCCAAAGUGUAGUCUCUGAACCCUCUUCAUCGCCAUUCUUAACCAGAAAACAACCAGAUUUUUCUAUACAAUCACCUGAUAUCAGAGAUGUAGUCAGGGAUUCCAUGAGUAGAGAACCUCGUGUAGUAUCAAUCAAAGCUAUGGUGGGUCCUCCUAUGAAGCAUAUCGAUUCCCCAAGGCCAUUCCCACAUAAGAAGACCAGUCAAUCCGAUGAAAACGGUCGAAACCAGCGGGAAAUUCCAUGGUCAGCCAAGGAAGUAAAGGAGACAACACGGAGGUCAUGUGAUGGAAGGGAAUCACGAUAUUCUUUGAAAUCCAAUAUGAAGAUCAAAGAGCUUCCAAGGUUAUCAUUAGACAGCAGGCAAAGCUGUAUCAGUAAUUCCGCCAUUGAUGCAAGAAAAAGCUUGCUAGGUGACAUGGAGAGCGCCGCAAGAACUAAUAAACGACCAUCAUCAGGUGUUGUCGCAAGGUUGAUGGGUCUGGAAUCCUUAACAGCCGCCAUUGAUGAAAGUGCGACGUUGAAGACACCUUGCUCAAGUCAAGAAUCGGUCUCAAAGUCAAAAUCAAGAAAAGAGGAGGAACUAAAGAGGGGAGUCGGUCAUGUAAUUACAAGAAUACCACUGGAAACAGCUCCAUGGAAGCAGGAGGGUAGUAAUCGAGGCGCACAGAAGCCACCAUUCAAGAGUAAGGAAGAUCCAGAAAAAUCCGCACCUGCUUCCCCUUCCAUUUAUGGCGCGAUCGAGAAACGGUUGACUGAACACGAUUUUAAAUCAUCAGGGAAGGAUCUCAGAGCCCUUAAACAGAUACUAGAAGCAAUGCAGAAGACACGAAGGAGGUUAGAGUACAAAGAUCAUGCAUUGGACAACAACAGCACCAUUGAUGAUCAUAAACCAGUUUCCCCCACCAUUAAGGGAAUUAGCCCUCCCAGGAAACAUGAAUUCCUGAAAGUCGACAUAAAACCUGCGACGCUAACUUCAGAUUCCAGUUCCAUUGGUAGGGGCAGAUUGAAAGAUUCGAUCCGGAGAGAUAAGAAGUCAACUAGUAGACCACUGUCAACUUCAAACUUUCCAGAUUACAUAUCCACAAGUUCAAGAUAUUCUGGGCCACCGGGCCCAAGAAUUCAAAGAUCAAAGAAUGGUGUAGACAAGCCAUUGAUACAUGGACCUUCAUCUGAAUUGAGCAGGACCAGAAAGCAACCCGGUAUGCAAGUGGGCUCAAGAACAAGAAAACCAAAGGCCAAAUCCAUGGAUACAUUGCAAGAAACAAGAACUUUUAGUCAACAGAGUGAUACAGUUUCCUUUCGAUCAGAAAGCAACAGUUUGGCUUCACAAAGUGAUUCAGAAGUCAUGAGCACCGAGUGGAUGCAAGAGGUGAAUAGCCCAUUUCGACCAAAGGAAAACCACAGGGGUAAUAUAGCAGAAAGGUUGACCGAAGAGAAGUCAAUGGUUGACCAUGCCAAACAUACCAUGGAACAACCAAGUCCUGUAUCUGUUCUUGAUGCGUUCUAUACAGAAGACCCACCAUCUCCAGUGAAGAAGAAAUCCAAUGCUUUUAAUGAUGAGGAGAAUUUACACUUUGAAGAAGCACAGUGUUCUGAGUUCAGUAGCAUGAAACUAGAAAACAUAAAGAAUCUAGUUCAUCAAAUUGAGUUAUUGAACACCAAGGCUGAUGAUGCUAGUGUCGAUCACACUCCAUGUGAGGGUGAAACUGGAGAUGAAAGAUAUGUAAGAGAGAUAAUAAUAGCCUCAGGUUUCUUAAAAGAUCUGGUUCGCAUCACCACAAUAGUGCAGAUUCAUCCAACAGGUGGUUUAAUCAACCCUGAGUUGUUCCAUGUUUUGGAGAAAACCAAAGGAUGUACAGACUUCAACCACAAAUCAAAAUCCAAGGACAAAAUCAGAAGAAAAAUGGUAUUUGAUACUGUGAACGAUGUUCUUGGCCACAAAUUAGGCAUGCUAGGUCCUUUUGGGCCUAAAGGGAGGAUUUUGAAUGAAGACAAGCUACUGAAAGAAGUAUGCUCAGAAAUCGACAGUCUGCAAAAUAAGUCCAAGAGAGGCGUAUAUGAUGAGGAUGAUGAUGAAGUGAUAAACAUCAUAAAUGCAGAUGUGAAUAAGAGAUCACAAGAUUGGGAGGAAUACUGUUAUGAGGUUCCAGGUCUAGUGUUAGAUAUAGAGCGUCUGAUUUUUAAAGACUUGGUCAGUGAGGUUGUGAAUGCUCAAGUAAACAGUCUACAAGAUUGGUCAGUGAGGCAUCGUAGACAAUUGUUUCCCAUGUAGAAGUUGAAUCCUGUCAUCCUUUUAAGUUUUCAUUUUCUUAUCUUUUGCUGGCUUUAGAAGCACAAGUUUAGAUUAGUGAAAGCAUGUAUCUGCAAACCAAAAGCAUAUAAAUUAUAGUACAAGACUAAUUGACUGCAUUUAUGUAUAUCACUUC